GGCGGCGGUGUGGAGGAGAGUAAGGUGGUGAACACGUGGUGUGUGGCGAAUGAGAAAGCUGGGACGGAGCAGCUGCAAGCGGCGUUGGACUAUGCUUGUGGAGAAGGAGGAGCUGAUUGCCGUCCGAUUCAGCCGGGUGCCACGUGUCAUAAUCCUGAUACACUUGCGGCACAUGCUUCUUAUGCGUUCAAUAGUUAUUAUCAAAAGAAAGCACGUGGGACUGGCACGUGCGAUUUCAAAGGAGCAGCUUACGUCGUCACUCAACAUCCAAGUAAGUAUUCAUAGACGCGGCUCAAUAAAAUA
Molecule: messenger RNA, 303 nt
Organism: Solanum tuberosum (potato)
Lineage: Eukaryota; Viridiplantae; Streptophyta; Magnoliopsida; Solanales; Solanaceae
Product: glucan endo-1,3-beta-glucosidase 3-like
Exons: 1
Source: RefSeq, a predicted model, not a curated record